Sus scrofa (pig) is the source of this 2403-nucleotide messenger RNA. It is a transcript of the gene UPP2, whose product is annotated as uridine phosphorylase 2. Lineage: Eukaryota; Metazoa; Chordata; Mammalia; Artiodactyla; Suidae. Gene Ontology annotation, molecular function: uridine phosphorylase activity. The record is from RefSeq and is a predicted model, not a curated record. Gene Ontology annotation, biological process: uridine catabolic process; nucleotide catabolic process. Gene Ontology annotation, cellular component: cytoplasm; cytosol.
UGGUCAACAGUUAACAAGCCAACCAACCUAUCCUAUUAAAGAGAUAGGAUACCACACCUUCAAAGGAGACCUAUCUUUUCAGAGAAGUGUUGCGCUGAGAGCUGGGCUGUAGUAUAAAAGCCCAGGUAGGGAGAAUAUCUUUGAAUUACUAAGGAAGUUCAGAAUGUGCUAAGGGAAAAGUUCCAUUAGCAAUUUCAGAAGAAAACAGAAGUUUUAAGGGAGAGUAUCAUGCUAACUUGUCAUUCUACUAUGAUUUCACCUAUAAUUUAAUAGCAAAUUACAAUAUUCUUCUUUGCUGACAUCAACUUAAGAGUGACUAUUCACAUUGUCCCAAGUAUGGCUUCGAUUUUACCUGCUUCCAAUACAUCCAUGAGAUCUGACAGGAAUAAAUACAUUGGAAAAGGUUUUGUUCAUGUUAAAAAUCCUUACCUCGACUCUAUGGAUGAAGAUAUUCUCUACCACUUGGAUUUAGGAACAAAAACACACAACCUACCAGCAAUGUUUGGAGAUGUAAAGUUUGUCUGCGUUGGCGGGAGCCCCAACAGAAUGAAAGCAUUUGCACUGUUUAUGCACAAGGAGCUCAGAUUGGAGGACAGUGAAGAGGACAUAAAGGACAUCUGUGCCGGGACAGACAGAUAUUGUAUGUACAAAAUUGGUCCCGUGCUCUCCAUCAGUCAUGGCAUGGGCGUCCCCUCCAUUUCUAUUAUGCUCCAUGAACUCAUUAAAUUACUGUACCAUGCCCGGUGCUGCGAUGUUACCAUUAUCAGAAUCGGCACCUCAGGGGGAAUAGGGAUUGCACCAGGGUCUGUUGUAAUAACAGAUAAAGCCGUAGACUCCUUCUUUAAGCCCCAGUUUGAACAGGUCAUCUUGGACGAUACCAUCACCCGAAGUACAGAACUUGACAAAGAACUGGCUGAGGAACUACUCAACUGUAGCAAAGAAAUUCCUGACUUCCCAACUCUCAUUGGACAUACGAUGUGUACCCAUGAUUUUUAUGAAGGCCAGGGUCGACUAGAUGGAGCACUGUGCUCAUUUUCCAGAGAAAAAGGGCUAGAUUACUUGAAGAGAGCAUAUAACGCCGGCAUCAGGAAUAUUGAAAUGGAAUGUACAGUGUUUGCAGCCAUGUGUAGACUUUGUGGUCUAAAAGCUGCUGUAGUCUGUGUGACACUUCUCAACAGACUUGAAUGUGACCAGAUCAACUCUCCACAUGAUGUUCUGGCGGAAUAUCAGAAAAGACCUCAGCUCCUAAUUGCCAAGUUCAUCAAACAGCGGCUUGGACUUCAUGACUAGACAUCAUAGCUGGGCAGCUCAAUCCUUCCCCAUGAGGUUGUAGUUUCAGUUUUAACGCUUAAGUCAUAUAUUAGUUGUGGCAUUUUAUUUUUAAUAUAGUUCUCAUCCAUGUGCUCACAUCAUAAUUGAGUGAUUUUUAUAAAACUCUUUCUCUUAAAAAUGAAUAUAUUGCAAACAAAUUUAAUAACUUAUGUUAAAUUAAAUUCAAAUCCCAUUUUAAAAUGAGUUAGCUAAGUCAGUCUAAUAAUUAAAAUUGUAAAACUCCUGUAUUGUGACAUUUGGAGUUUCAUAUGCAGCAUUAAUUAAGCUCCCAUUAAAAUAGAUCAACCACUUGUAGAUAUGGUUACCCGUCAUUCUGUUUCUGAAACCCAUCCAGAAAUGCAUGUUAGAACGUUGUCAGGCACUUCUAGCUGUUGGACAAGUGACAGAAAUGGAUCAUGCACAUUCAAAAUAUUUACAGAAAAAAAAAGUGUCAGCAUAAUGUAGGUCUAUGUGAAAAAGCUACUCUUAGGGAAAUAUGACCAUACUUCUUUUUUUCCCCUGUAGGAUUUCAGUGCACCACAGAAUAGGAUUAGAGGCUUAGGUUUGCCCAUGUUUGUGAUUUUAUAACAACUCGAGAUCACACAUUGAUUUUUGAAUGAAAAUCCUUGGAAAUGCAAAGAAAGAUCUCCAUUUUUCUUCUGAAAUCACAAAUGAUUACAUCACCUUCUAGCAAUUUUCUUUUCUUUUAAAAGGAAAUGUGUUUUGGAAAAGGCUGUAUUCAUGUCUAUAUUAACCUCAUAGGCUGAGAAAUUAAUAACAACUGAAUUUAGACUUGAGUUCAAGAUGUUAAACCCAUCCUUUUGUGUGACUUUGAAGCAGAUCUUGCCUGUGCCCUGCCUGCACCUUGCCUAUUCAGUUUGACCUUCUGGGAGGCCUGAGGUCACUUAGAGGGUGCAUGACACCCUACAUGAGUUGAUGCGCCUAGGAGUUCUAAAGCUGAUACUCUUAGGAGUUGGGAGGCAUGGAUGGAGGAUGGGUGGAGGAUGGCUUAUAAUAUUAAAUAGUAUGUAAUGUUGUAUACAUAUAUUUAUAUUGUUAUGGUUCAAAUAAAGUUUAAUUCCAACCAUGAAA